Molecule: messenger RNA, 1455 nt
Organism: Cyprinus carpio (common carp)
Lineage: Eukaryota; Metazoa; Chordata; Actinopteri; Cypriniformes; Cyprinidae
Gene: mvb12bb
Product: multivesicular body subunit 12Bb
Biological process (GO): viral budding; virus maturation; regulation of epidermal growth factor receptor signaling pathway
Cellular component (GO): late endosome; ESCRT I complex
Source: RefSeq, a predicted model, not a curated record
CUCUUGAUCCUUACCUCAACAUUCCUAGUCAAUAAUUUGUCACGUUGAUAACACUUGCGGAAGUGAAAAGGACGGUGUAAGGUUGAGUAUGUUAUCUCGUCAGUCGUGAUAUCCGCGUAACGAUCUGUGCUGUUUGGUUCCCUCAGCAAGCAUGGCAGAUCUUCAGAACAUUUCUUAUGGUAAAGCAGAGUUGCAGCCUGAAGCCGUAACUGAUAUUGGUGUGCUGGCAUCCAAGAAAGAACCUCCAGCAGGCUACUAUAUUGUUGCACAAACAACAGAUGGCUUCGACGCCAACCUGUGGAAGGACAGCAUAUUCAAAUCCAAGGUCACACGCUAUCUUUGCUUCACCCGGGCUGCCACCUCCAAAAAUAAGCAAUUAUGCAACGUGGUCGUGGACAUGAAGUUGAUCGACUUGAAGGACUGUUUGCCAGAGGGCUUCACUCCGAUCCAAGACACCACGGAUACCCAGGAGCAGGCUUUGAGGAAGGAGAGACUGUGUGUGAAGUUGGUCCCCAGGCAGAGCGCUGAUAUGGCUAUAUGCGAUGUGGUUAUACAGGGGAAAUCAAAGCACAGCCUCACUAAUUAUACAUUUAUAGGUGAGCUGAAUGGUUUGGGGAUUUGGUAUCAGCUGGGAAAAGUCAUCAAGUCGCAGGAUACAGUGCACAAAACCCCCUUUACCUCUAGUGUUGCCAGAAUACUUCCAGAGUCUCCGGCAUCCAGUCCUACUAAAAAGAACUUGGUCAGGCCAGACUAUGAACACCAAAUCUACAACCUCUACACCAAAUCAGCUAUGGAUGAUAUUCCCUUUAUGAUCUACAAAAAAUCUACCUCCACAUCCAGAGAUGAAAUAGAUCCAGUCCAUUUCUUGAACAUUAGCAUCAAAUCACCACAAGAGAUUGAAGAUGAAUACAACUAUUGUUUCAACACUGAACACAGCGCUGCAGCCUUCACAUGGACUCAGUGACUCAGAAAGUGGAGAUUCACUAUUAACACUGGUAUAAGGAAUCAGACUAACUAACUAAUCUAACUGAAAAUGCAAAGAUCAGGGUAUAUACACAUUAUAUCUUUCUUCUUCCUGGUAUUAUUGGGAACUGUUUUCUUUUCAGAAAAUGUCCCUCCGUCCUUGUACCAUAUAAAGACUUUACAUGAUCAAAUAGAUAAAACUCAAAUGGAUAUAAACCAUUUAUAAAUGUUCUCAGGGAGGUUUUUUUUUGUUUGUUUUUUUUUUAGUAAAGAUUUUUAUUGAUGUGGUCUGCCAUAAAAUAGCCUAUAAUUUUGUUUUUAUUUUUUAAGUUUGAUUUUUAAAGGACAGUAAUUACACUCACAUGAAUAUGAAUUGUUAUUGAAUAUCAUUUUAUUUAGUUUGAGAACAAAAUAUUUUUAAAAGCUCUAGAAUGAUUUUUUGCAUUUGACAUUUUAAUUAAAAAAAAACGUAUAACUCUAGCAUUCUCUAUU